Messenger RNA from Priapulus caudatus, 1691 nucleotides. RefSeq lists its product as uncharacterized. NCBI's taxonomy places the organism in Eukaryota, Metazoa, Priapulida, Priapulimorpha, Priapulimorphida, Priapulidae. The transcript has 3 exons. Bases 498 to 1691 code for a protein of 397 amino acids. The record is from RefSeq and is a predicted model, not a curated record.
UUUAUUGACGCAGGAUUAGUCAAUAUAUUUGCAAAUAUAUGCGUACCGUAAUCUCCCCGUACCGGCUACCCGUGUGCUUAGCACUUCGAUGCAGCCAUUUAUCAUAGUUCGCCUAGCCGCCGUAUCAGCCUCGGUCGCGCCACCAGUCACAACACUAGCGUUUCCAAGCGGCAAACCGUGAGUUAGCAAUCCCCUUGGGUUAGUAUCUAUGCUCAGGACAGCCAUUCAUCCGUAGGAAUUUACCGAUCGCUUUUGGCCGCACUGUCAGUCAAAAUGAUUCUUUCACUUUGUGUGAUUCAUGGCAGCAGACUGUUUGUCAAGUGGAAGAUAGUUUUGAUGAAACUUUGACAUUUGAAAGAUUUUUUGAGACUGUGAUAAGAGGGGAUGUGCUUGGCGUGCCUCCAUGCAUUGAGUGGCCGCAUGUACCAGGCCACGAUCAGCAGCAGCCCUGUGAAAAGUUUGACCCCGCGGUUGAUAUUAAACUUGCAAAGGUGUUCAUGGGUAAGUCUCCCGAUGCGCUUAUCGAAUGCACUGCCGCACUACCUGUUGAGGCAUGCAAAAACUCAUUCGGGGACUUUGUGAAGUUUGUGUGCAGCGUGCAGGAGCACCCUGAUGACUGUGUCUGUCAAAACAAGCCCAAGGUUGUGAGAAAUGCGUUCGCUAUGAUGAUUCAAUCAGCGGCAAGGGGAAAACCAGAUGGACUUUGCCUCCCAAAAAGGAUAGAGACCCCAAGAAAUCAAUUGGACAAGUUAAAAAAUCAAUUGAUUGAUAUGUUUGAGGACAUGGCGCUGGGUUGGGAUACGCCAAAUCCCAGUCACAUGCACGCUGUCACGGAUUUGACUAACAUUUUGUGGAGCAUCGACGGCCACCAUGCUACACUGGAGGCGAGAACACAUAGAUUGCCUGCAAUGUUUCGGGAACUGAAAGGCUACAAUGUACCGCAGGCCAGCAAGCACAGAAAAAGAGCGGCCGAAAACCUGAAAGUCUCAACACUCCGAAAGCACGUGAAUACUCUGAAGAGUAUGUUGUCUACCACAUGGAUUGAUCGUCAAAGAUGGAAAGUAAAGAAAGCUAUUCAAGAACUGCUUUCGAUUUUGCAUGGCUAUGCCACUUACCUUGAUGAGAAAAAUGAGUCCAUGGCGGCAUACAGAUCUGGAGAACACUCCAGAAGCAUGACAGAUUCUGAAUCUAUUCAGCACCUCCGAAAAACACAGAGGAUGGAUCCGUCACUUUCAGAGGUGAAUGAAGCAGUUGGAAGGGCUGAGAUAUUCACUCCUAUUUCCAUGUCAGACUACUCGCCAGUGGACAGAAAAAAACGCUACUCCUACCUCCAACUGCUCAAACAAGGACUCGCGUGUGCAGAGUGUGUGCUGUAUAGACAUGCUGCUGGAGGAAAUGCUGGGGAUCGGUAUUUUAUAUGGAAGAUACCUGAACACUGCUCGGUGGAUGAAUUGUCCAAUGAGAAUCUUUCAAUCAUUCGCAAGUUAGAAAAAGACUCCGGGGACUGUUCUGGACCAGAACAUUUAAAUGAGGCUGACAUUGAUGAACGAGUGAAAGUUGCUAUAUCGGCUGAGGAUGAGGACAUUGUCAUGGACCUACGUCACACCAACACAAAUGCAAGUGACAGAUUUCAAGUGUUUUUUGAUGCAGUUGAAACUUACCUUGCUGACAGGACAGCAGUCCAAGAGUGA